CCGACUUUCCUCCCCAUGGACGCCUCCUCCAAGGCAACCGCCGCCGCCUCCGCCGGCGACGGCGGCGAGAAGCCCAGCGACGACCAGAAUCUCAGCCCCAACACCCCCGCCGCGACCGGAGGGGGCGACGACGUCUCGGCUGUGGCGGCGGCGGCAGGGCGGCGCCCGUUCACCGCCUUGAGCCAGGAGGAGGCCGACCUCGCCCUCGCGCGCGUGCUCCAGGAGCAGGAGCGGGCGUACAUGAUGCUCACCGGCCACGGCGGGGAGGGGAGCGAGUACGGGGAGUCGGACGCCGGGAGCUACGACGACUACGACGACGAGGAGGGGAGCGAAUGGGAGGAGGAGGGGGAGGCGGACGGGGCGGGGGUGCUCCCCGACGGCGACGGCGAGGACGAGGAGGUGGGCGACGCGGACGGGGCCGACGUGGACCCCGCGGCGUACGAGGACGACGAGGCGUACGCCCGGGCCCUCCAGGACGCCGAGGAGCGCGAGGUCGCCCAGCGGCUCAUGGCGCUCGCGGGGAUUACGGGCUUAGGGGAAGAGAUGGACCAUGAUGUCGAAGACGGCGAAGAUGGGGAUAGCGCACAGGAUGCAUGGGAAGAUGUUGAUCCAGAUGAAUACUCGUACGAGGAGCUGGUUGCAUUGGGUGAAGUAGUCGGUACGGAAAGCAGAGGUGUCUCUGCUGAUACUCUGGCUUCAUUACCUUCAGUAACUUACCAGGCACAAGAUAAGCAAGACAGCAACAUGGAACAAUGUGUUAUUUGCCGUGUGGAAUUUGAGGAAGGUGAAUCAUUGAUUGCACUUCCUUGCAAGCAUUCAUAUCAUUCUGAGUGCAUAAACCAGUGGCUGCAGUUAAACAAGGUAUGCCCUAUGUGCAGUGCUGAAGUUCCUACUUCAGAAAGCAAUCAAGCUUGACAUUCUGUUGUGGUCGUCAUCACAUGGGAAGAAAUGGGGAGCAGCUUAUAUUUUCUGCUGUUGGCGAUAUUCUAGCAUCAGGAUUCAAAGAAACUAAGAAACAAGCCUCAAGUUGGUCUCCCUUGCUAGCUCAGCAGACUUAGACAAUAUGUACUUGUGGACGUUCUUCACCAUGCUGCUGCUUUGUGUAUCCUAUUAGACGUUCAUGGUGCAUGUAUGAUUCAUUGAUGUAAAAUAGUUUAAAUUUAUAGAACAUUCUUUGUUACGCUGGUUGUCCAUGGAUGUAGAAUAAUUAUCAUAUUUAUAGUCAUUCUUUUACACUUGGUCA
Messenger RNA from Lolium rigidum, 1243 nucleotides. Its product is annotated as E3 ubiquitin ligase BIG BROTHER-related-like. The record is from RefSeq and is a predicted model, not a curated record. The coding region runs from base 16 to 915 and encodes 299 amino acids. Lineage: Eukaryota; Viridiplantae; Streptophyta; Magnoliopsida; Poales; Poaceae. The transcript has 7 exons.